AUGGGGGCAGUAAUUCUUCAAUGUCCAGCAACCCUCCUAUUCCCCCCUCACAUCCACAUCCUAUUAUUGUGUGACCAAUACCAUCCAAAUCAUUCUUACUUUCAUUUCCCAAAGUUAUCCGUCUACAAGGAGACCUGUAUAGAUCACAUGAUGGCACCAAUGAGGAUGGAGGAGGACCGGAGUCACAUGACUGAGAAGAUACUAAACCUCACCCUGGAGAUCAUCUACCUGCUGACCGGAGAGAGAUUUCCUCUUCUGAAGUCAGGUGAUCAUAUGACCAUCACAGUGCCUCCAUGUGACUCCCUAAAACCUGAGAGACACAACAUGCAGAAGAUUCUAGAAGUCACCAAGAAGAUGAUGGAGCUGCUGACAGGAGAGGUUCCUAUAAGGUGUCAGGGUGUCACUGUCUAUUUUCUCCAUGGAGGAGUGGGAGUAUUUAGAAGGACACAAGGAUCUCUACAAGGACGUCAUGAUGGACAAUCAGCCGCCCCUCACAUCACCGGAUGGAUCCAGUCAUGGGAACCCACCAGAGAGAUGUCCCCGUCCUCUGUAUUCCCGGGAUUCCACACAGGAAGGUCACACCAUCCCUCACCAUCAUCAGAGUGGAAUCCUCGGGGAUGAUAAUAUUGAUGUUAAAGAAGAGUAUAAAGAGGAGGAUGAGGAAUAUGGAGUGAUGGAGGAGUUUUCAGAAGGACACAAGGAUAUGAUGGAGCCACCUAAUACCAGGACCCCACCAGAGAGAUGUCCCCGUCCUCUGUAUUCCCGGGAUUCCACACAGGAAGGUCACACCAUCCCUCCCCAUUGCAAGAGUGGAGAUCCAAUCGAUAUAGAAUUUGAGGUGAAAGCAGAAGAAGAAGAGGCGUAUGUGAGGGAUGAUCAGCAGUCUAUGGAGGAGGAUGGAAUAACGGGGACAUUUAUAGAGGAGGACACUCCUACAGAGAUCAGCACAGGCCGGGAGAUGAGGAAAAACCUCCGAGGAUUGUCUCACUUUGUCUCCAGACUGGAAAGUAGAAGAUGAGGACAUCACACAGUAUAGUCCAGGAGAAAACCCGGCUCCCUCCAAUGUCCAUCCCGGCACCACCCAGUGUAGAUGGACCAUCGGAUUCCUC
Staurois parvus is the source of this 1109-nucleotide messenger RNA. NCBI's taxonomy places the organism in Eukaryota, Metazoa, Chordata, Amphibia, Anura, Ranidae. The record is from the annotation of a GenBank genome assembly.